AUGGUGCUAACCUCAAUUCUGUUUCUGCGGCAGAGCCAUCUGACAGCCACGCUUGUGACGUCCAUCCUGGGAGCGGUGAUCGGCUCCCUGCAGAUUGGUUACCACACUGGCAACAUCAACGCUCCGGCCAAGAUUAUCGAAGAGUUUUUCAACAAUACCUGGAGAGCCAGACACAACCGAUCAAUCUCAGAUCACAGUCUUACUUUCUUGUGGUCACUCUCUGUCAGCAUUAAAGAUUUUGGAGCCUUACUGGGCUCGCUGGGAGUCAAAUAUUUGGCAGAUUCUUACGGCAGGCGUAACUCCAUCCUGAUAGUUAACGGUUUGUCUGUGGUCGGAGCAUGUUUGAUGUUUGCCUCCAAAGCCAGCGAGUCAUUUGAGGUACUCAUCCUAGGGCGACUGGUUUUUGGUCUGUUCUGUGGCCUGGUGAUGAGCCUUAACCCCCUCUAUAUCCAGGAAGUUUCCCCCACCAACCUCAGAGGAGCAUUUGCUACACUGAACCAGGUGUCUUUCGCUGCAGGCAUCCUGGUGGGUGUGGUGGCUGGUCUCGAGAUAGUGUUGGGCACAAAGCAUGACUGGGCCAUGAUGCUGUCCCUGUCUCUCAUCCCGGCCCUCACACAGUAUGUGAUCCUACCCUUCUGUCCUGAGAGUCCCCGCUAUCUGCUCAUCAACCGGCAAGAAGAAAUCAAGGCCAAAAGUGCCCUGCUGAGGCUGAGAGGCAGAGCAGAAAAUGUAUUUGCUGAGCUGGAAGAAAUGAAAGAGGAAGCUGCUCACACACAGAGUCGUGUCACCAUCCAGGAUUUCUUCAAGAAACGCAGCUACAGGCAACCGAUCAUUAUUGUCCUGAUUGUUAGCCUGGGAAGCCAGCUCUCUGGAUUCAAUGCGAUAAUCAACUAUUCCACCAAAAUGUUUCAGGCCAAGUUUGACCAGGCCAAAUAUCUCACACUGGGUGUUGGGGCCGUCAAUCUGACGUUCACUUUGGUAGCAUUCUUCCUGAUGGAGAGGGCAGGGAGGAGGCGGUUGCUCCUGACUGGUUUCAUCUCCAUAGCAGUGUGCAACUUAAUCAUGACCGUAGUCGAUUCUGUCCUGCAUCUGGUCCCAGAACUCAGAAGCCUACAAGUGCUGCUGGUUUUCUGCCUGACUUCAGCCUAUGAGCUGGGCCCAGGUCCGAUCUCCUGGUUCAUUGCUGCCGAGCUGUUCGACCAGUCUGGCAGACCUAUAGCCAUGGCCUUCAGUAGCCUGCUCAACUGGGGAGGGAAGUUUGUUCUGGCACUUCUCUUUCCUCCAUUACUGAAAAUCUGUGGUGCUUAUGUCUACCUCCUUUUUAUGAUCGUGGCUCUGCUCGCCUUCACCUUCACCUGGAUUCGCCUCCCGGAAACAAAGGGUCGUACAUUUGAUGACAUCGCAGAGGAGUUCAGAGGAGCAGAGGGCAUCCCGUUGCACAAUAAGACUGUAUUCAACACUUUCACCUGA
Messenger RNA from Maylandia zebra (zebra mbuna), 1470 nucleotides. It is a transcript of the gene slc2a1c, whose product is annotated as solute carrier family 2 member 1c. Gene Ontology annotation, biological process: dehydroascorbic acid transport. Gene Ontology annotation, molecular function: D-glucose transmembrane transporter activity. The record is from RefSeq and is a predicted model, not a curated record. NCBI's taxonomy places the organism in Eukaryota, Metazoa, Chordata, Actinopteri, Cichliformes, Cichlidae. Gene Ontology annotation, cellular component: plasma membrane.